GAAGUCACUGUGAGUCAGCUCCCUGCUUCGCUCGAGUCCUGAGAGUCAGACAACAAGGACAAGGCCAGACGUCCAGGCGAAGAUGGAAGCGACAACAUACGAUUAUGACUAUGAUAAUUACAGCGAUGAUCCGGCGCGACUGGUCGCGCCAUGUAAUGGGAAUGUUGACAACUACGUGGGGGCUCAGCUGUCCAUCCUUUACUACUUCAUGUUUCUCUUCAGUCUCUUUGGCAACGGACUUGUCUUGACCAUCAUCUAUCGGUUCGAAAAGGUGGGCACGGUUACUAACAUCCUGCUGGUAAAUCUGGUGACGUCCUCGGUGAUCUUCAUGAGCAGCCUUCCCUUUCUGGGAGUCUACAUGCAGCUCUCCGACUGGAUCUUUGGCAAACUCAUGUGCAAGGUCGUCGGCACCGUCUACUAUCUGGGCUUCUACAGUUCCGUCCUUUUUCUGACUCUUUUGACCUUUGACCGCCACCUCGCCGUCGUCUACUCCUUGAGCACAUCUCGAAUCAGGAACCAAAGCUACGCGGUGGUCUCCUGCUUGGCCGUGUGGUUGAUCAGUAGUUUAGCGUGCAUCGAGCCCAUGAUUCUCCACACGACUUUCAUCAAUUACAUGAAUAAUAAGACGUACUGUCAAGAGUAUCCUGGAGACUUUGCGUCCAUCGACGUGUCUCGGGUAAGGAUAUCUGGGUUUUACCUCCAACUGAUACUUUUCUUUCUUUUCCCCCUGGCAAUUAUUGUUUAUUCCUACGUGAGAAUUGCCGUCACCGUCAUCUCAUCUAAAUUGGUCGCCAAGUUCAAGACGGUGAAGCUGGUGUUUGUCAUUGUGUUGCUGUUUUUCAUUUGCUGGACCCCAUUCAACAUUGCGCUCCUGAUACACGGUGGAUCCCCAAAUUGUGAGCAGGCGCGGGAGAGAAGCUACGCCCUUCAUAUCACACGUAACUUUGCUUACAUCUACUUUUGCAUCAGCCCCAUCUUUUAUACUUUUGUCGGUAAAAAAUUCCAAACCUACUUUAGACAGCUGAUCAUGAAACACUUCCCCAAAUCCAAGAAAUCUUUAAGAAGCCCUCAAUACAGCAGAAGCAAUACGUCCACAAAAAGUACGGCGUACUAGUUUUAGGAAUGGGAAGCUUCCUCGACACGGUUAAGAUGACAUUUACAGAAAAUGUUUUCUGAACAACUGAGUUCAAGAAAGAAUCUUUGGUCACACCCAAAAUUCCCACAAGUCAAUGUGACCCAGCAUGUUUAGCCAUACAAAACAAAAACAACCAUCGAUUUUCCAUAACACCUCAUAUUAAUUCAUUAAUCAGAAUAAUAAUUGUCUCCGCGGCAGCCGUGCAAAACGAUAAUUUGACAGUCGCGAAAGCAAGCGCCCUCAAAUAUUAGUUUUCGUGUGAAGCGUCGGUCGCGCCCAGCAAAAUUAUGAUGAAUAAAUAGGCAAGCUGUUAUUUUUAACAUUCGCUAGGAUCACGGUGAGAACUUUGUCAAGGUGACUAAAUAAAGACAGAGGAGACAAGCUAACAGUAUCCGGUAAAUUACAGAAGAAAAAAAAAAUGUUUCUGUAAAAUGAAAGCUUUCCAUUGGCACACCGGUUGUCCUGCCUACAAAUUGGUCCGGGUGACAUUUCGUCCUCUGUGAUUUAAAUCAGCUUGGCUGAUCAAGUUGAAUUUGAGUCACUGAACUACAUGAAAUAAUACGGACCAAAAAAAAAAAAAAUGCAAGGUCAAGAAAGGAUUAUGUGAAUAAAACAGCAGCCUUUGAUAAACAACCACGAUUGUAAGGCAUUUUUUUUCAUUUAUUUGUCUAUGAGUUAUUUUUAUUUUCACUUUGAUUGAUAAAUACAUCCUCUGUAUUUGUGUAUUUGUAUCAACCUGGUUUUUAUUUGUUUGUUAACAACUCUGUACCUGCUGUACCAUGUUUACCAAGCUUUUUAUUUCAUCAUUCGGAUUUAAUGUCGGUCCCGGUUGUGCUUAUCUUGAACUAAUCUGCCAAGAACUCCGCACAUGCAAACUUUGGCGGUCGUGUUGGAAAAAAAAAAAAAAAUCAUUGACAGUACGCCUUCAGAGACUAAACACAUUUGAAUGUGAUGGAGAGUAAAGGUGAAAUAAGCCUUUUGAGAUUUAUUCCUCCCUACAAAUAAUCCAAUUCUGUGCGUUGCGUCUCACCCUCGGGUUUUUAUCUAAAUCCACCCAAACAAAGUUUUGUUAUGUAAAGUAUGUCUUUGUGAAGUGGAGUUGCUUCAUAUUUUUUUUUAAAAACUUAC
Hippocampus comes (tiger tail seahorse) is the source of this 2263-nucleotide messenger RNA. Its product is annotated as C-C chemokine receptor type 3-like. NCBI's taxonomy places the organism in Eukaryota, Metazoa, Chordata, Actinopteri, Syngnathiformes, Syngnathidae. Gene Ontology annotation, biological process: G protein-coupled receptor signaling pathway; positive regulation of cytosolic calcium ion concentration; calcium-mediated signaling. Gene Ontology annotation, cellular component: membrane; external side of plasma membrane. The record is from RefSeq and is a predicted model, not a curated record. The transcript is spliced from 3 exons. The coding region runs from base 83 to 1114 and encodes 343 amino acids. Gene Ontology annotation, molecular function: C-C chemokine binding; C-C chemokine receptor activity.